GCAGCGUGACCGGAAAUGUGUCGCAACGUUCGGAAACCAACGGCGCACCGACGUGACUCGGUUGUUAAAAUUUGUUUAGUUAGUUACUUAGUCAUUCUAGUAUUUCCGUAAGCCUUCGUUGUUUUUUGUCUAAGUUGUCAGGAGGAAGAUAUACAUUUGUCUUGAAGCGUAACUCAGUGAAAACAACUUCUGGAUUUAAAGCAGAACUCCUGUAGCGACUUUAAAAACAAUACCUUUGAGAUUGGAGCUGUAGGUGCCCGCAAUGAGUCUACGCACGCUGUCACUGCGAGCCCUGCUGCUCCUGGGGCUUUGGCACACUGGGAGGAGAGGUUUGGCCUCGGCUCCAGAGCUGCAAGAACAGCCCAAAAAGAUAGCUGUGGUUGGAGCAGGCAUCGGUGGAACAGCGGCAGCGUUUUACCUGAGGCAAAAGUUUGGAGCUGGUGUCAAGAUCGACGUGUUUGAAUCCAACAUUGCUGGUGGGCGACUAGCGACAGUGAAGAUUGGAGAUUAUGAGUAUGAGACAGGAGGCUCAGUGAUCCAUCCUCUGAACCUGCACAUGAAACACUUCAUUGAAAGAUUAGGUAUUCCUCCAAGAAUGGAUGUCGGCACUAAAAUGGCAAUCUUUGACGGAAAGGAGCUUGUGUUUGAAGAGAGUAAUUGGUUUAUAAUUAACUUCUUGCGCCUUCUUUGGCGGUAUGGCUUCAAUUUUCUUAGGAUGCAGAUGUGGGUGGAGAGUGUUUUGGACAAAUUUAUGAGAAUCUACCAGUAUCAGCAGUUUGGUUACUCAUUCUCCAGUGUGGAGAGGCUCUUGCAUGCUAUGGGUGGUGAUAGCUUUCUAACCUUGAUGAAUCAGACUCUGGAGGAAACCAUGAUUGGAGAAGGAUUUUCACAGCUCUUCAUCAAUGACAUUGUUGCACCCAUUACUCGUGUCAACUACGGCCAAAGUGUCCGCAUCAAUGGCUUUGUGGGGGCGGUGUCACUAGCAGGAGCAGAUUCGGGCCUGUGGGCAGUGGAUGGUGGCAAUAAGCGGGUGUGCACAGGACUGCUUUACCACAGUAAAAGUGAGCUCAUUAAUGCCAAAGUGACUUCCAUUUCACUCAAGGUUCGACCAUCAAAGAGAGGAAAUACAGCUAGUUUCUAUGAGAUUAACUAUGUGGGAGAAUCGGGCGCUGCACAUUCUUUGUAUGACAUCGUGGUCAUUGCAACACCACUUCAUCAGGGGAAAUCUGACAUCACAUUUUCGGGCUUCAACCCUCCAAUCCCAUCUCACUACCCAGGUCGUUACCACCAGACUGUGGCCACUUUGGUCCAUGGCAUGCUGAACAUGUCCUACCUGGGAACCACCGAGCCAGCCUCAGAGUUUACAGUGUCUGACAUCCUCACCACAGACUCGAAGGGUUGUGUCAUCAACAGCCUGAGCUCCCUCGACCCUGUACACAUCCCUGAUGGUUACAAACGACCCCCUGCCAGUCAGACCAAAGUCUGGAAGGUGUUCUCCUCUAAUUCUCUGACCCAGGAACAACUGCAAAACAUGUUCCUCUCCUAUGAUACACUGUUCGAGACUCCAUGGCUCGCUUACCCUGCUUACCGUCCUCCACACCGCAAAACCCCUCCUUUCAUCCUCCACAACCGGCUGUAUUACCUCAACACUGUGGAGUGGGCAGCUAGUGCCAUGGAGAUGAGCGCCAUUGCUGCCAGGAAUGUGGCCUUGCUGGCACACCACCGCUGGCAUGAACAGAUCAGGAAGAUCGACCAGGAAGACCUACACACCCGACUGAGAGGGGAACUCUGAAAAAUGACAACUAUAGAGAAGUCAAAUCAAGAGCGAGUAAACUCAAUCAAUCAAGCUCAUCCUUUCUGUCAGUUAGAUGAUCAGUCGCUGUACUGGCCAAAGUAGUUUUUUUUUAGAAGGUGGUAGUUUUACAGAGCACAGCAGCUAAUUUUGAGAUCUUUUGUAAUUGCCAAGGGAAAACAAAGAAGACCAGUAACCACAGUGAACCUGAAAGAAUCACUACCAGCAGCAGCAAACAAAACAACAAAAUUAGAAGAAACUGUACUUUUCUGACCCAAGCUGCACUGAAAGGUGGAUACAAGUAUUCCUCUUUCUUAUGUUAGUGCGUAAGUUCCUAAUUGUGCUGUGUGCUUGACCUGAUGAGCAUAGUUCAUCAGGUCAGCCUGUCUUUACACUUUAGUCAAAGUUUUGUGUGGCAUUUAAGAACAUUAAGAUGUCUCUUUGCUGAUUGGUUUACAUGUCCUCCAGUAACUUCCCAGUCUUGCUACCUCCUCAACAGACCACUGUAAACGUUAGUGAUUUUUGACCAGCUAUCCACUAAUUUCAAUUAUAUGUAACUGAACAGGGUAAUCCCACUAAGCACCAGACAACUGUGUAUAAAUUUAGCUGUUAAAAAUGUGAUUGUGCCUUUAAGUUAUCAGGGUUGACUUACUUGUAUAUGAAACCAUUUAGAAAUUGUUUUUCUUUUGGGUCUUCCAGUUUAAUAUUUUAUUUAAAAAAAAAAUUGACAACCGCCAUUAGACCACCAGGACCAACCUGUUCAUGUUUACAAUGUAUUUUGGUAAAGUAUUGUGCACCUUUGUGCAUUAAGUCAGGUUUUUUUGUGCUGUACUUUUAGACUCUUCUUUGCUACUCUGAGACAAAAAAAAAAGUAGUUUAAUUGUGAAAGAACUUUUAGAGUUGUGCUAUGUUUUUCUAAAUUUUUGUAAAAAAAAAAAAAAAAGAGUGAGUGGAAUAUAAAUUUUGCACUUUAACCAGGUUUCAGCUGAACACAUUGAUUUCAGAAUUAAUUUAAUUUGAACUCUAUGGAAACCUCCCAGAUCACACUGUACAUUUCAUAGUGUUUACAGUCAAAAUAAAGAUGAGACUUUGCUAAUAAUUGUCUAAUUUUGGUGAGUGAGAAGAUUAAAAUUUUACAUGUAAUUUAAUGGUAAACAAGUGAGGAGAGAGGCUAAAAUCGUAUGUUUGAAAAAAAUAUGAAUAAAUACAAAUGACUGCA
Melanotaenia boesemani (Boeseman's rainbowfish) is the source of this 3011-nucleotide messenger RNA. It is a transcript of the gene pcyox1, whose product is annotated as prenylcysteine oxidase 1. Gene Ontology annotation, biological process: prenylated protein catabolic process; prenylcysteine catabolic process. The coding region runs from base 263 to 1792 and encodes 509 amino acids. NCBI's taxonomy places the organism in Eukaryota, Metazoa, Chordata, Actinopteri, Atheriniformes, Melanotaeniidae. Gene Ontology annotation, molecular function: prenylcysteine oxidase activity. The transcript is spliced from 7 exons. The record is from RefSeq and is a predicted model, not a curated record.